Messenger RNA from Corythoichthys intestinalis (scribbled pipefish), 7155 nucleotides. RefSeq names its product sorting nexin 29 (gene snx29). Gene Ontology annotation, molecular function: phosphatidylinositol binding. Bases 310 to 2844 code for a protein of 844 amino acids. Lineage: Eukaryota; Metazoa; Chordata; Actinopteri; Syngnathiformes; Syngnathidae. The record is from RefSeq and is a predicted model, not a curated record. The transcript has 21 exons.
UAAUAGCACCCUUCCGGUGUUCUCUGUCGGCCGGCGGUGUCGUGAAAAUACUGCACUCGGUCACUUCAAUAUUGCGCUGAAUUUAUUGUCAUCAGCUCGCGCCGCGGCGUGUCAGACGCUCGAUAUUUGGAUGUCGGCGACUCGGCCGCGGAGGCCUCUACGCUCGCUCCCGCAGCCGCGGUGGAGCGGCUCGAGCUCGGCCGCGGGGGCAGCGUGACUUCGGUGUUCCCGGUCCUUCCCCUGCUCGAAGAGUUUGGAUGAGCGACAUCGAGCUUGGAUGUUGCUGCGUCUUCAACUUUCGCCGUCAGAAUGAACGGCACUGUACAAAGUGAUGCCAAGAGACAGAACCUCUUGGAGAGGUUACUAGAUGCUGUCAAACAGUGCCAAAUACGCUUCGGGGGAAGAAAAGAGAUCGCGACGGACUCGGACAGCAGGGUCAUCUGUCUCUGUGCCCAAUUUGAGGCGGUGCUGCAGCACGGCUUGAGAAAGAGCAGCGGUCUGGCCCUCACCGCCGCCGCCCUCAAGCAGGUGGCGGGCUUCAGCAGCAAGACGGAAGCAGAGUUGACCUUCUGGUUCUUCGUGAAGGAGCAUCUGAACCGGCACGAGCUCCAGCGCUUCUACUCCCUGCGUCACAUCUCGUCGGAGCUGGGCCGGGGUCGGGCUUGGCUGCGCUGCGCUCUUAAUGAGCAUUCUUUGGAACGAUACCUGCACUCGCUGCUCGCCGACCGACCGCGCGUGGGCACUUACUACGAAGACUGGGCGUUCAUGCUUGAUGAAGAGAGAGCCAGUAUGCUGCCCACCAUGGCUGCAGGUUUGAACUCCAUCCUCUUCGCCAUCAACAUAGACAACAGCGAUCUAAACGGCGGGCAGAGCAGAGGCACCGGCUCCUCGGUGACGAACCUCCUCAAGGAGUCCACGCAAGGUAUCGGCAGCCUGUGGAAGGAGUCGGCGCAGGGGGUGAGCAGCCUGCUCCGAGAGAUCGGCACGGCGACGGCCGCGGUGCCGGGUUUCGGCCCCAGGGCGGACGGCGCCUCGGACCCGCUGCCCGUCCUGCCCCGCAGCGCUUCCGCCGACUCUGGGCUGAGGAAGGAACGGCGGAAGAAGAAAAAGAUCACCAACAUCAUUUCCUUUGACGAUGACCUGGACGGAGGUGCCGAGGACGAAGAGGAAGGGGGGGAGGACGACUUCCCGAAGAUUCCCGGAAUGAGCAAGAGUCCCGUUCGGAGCGGCGCGGAGGAAGCCAUGGAUCUCUCGGAACCGCCUUUCCCCGAUUCGCCGGCUCACAACGGACUAGAUGACGAUGCCGCCGCCGCCGCCGCCGCGCUGAGUUGGGUGGGCUCGCCCCAUCACUCUCGUACACCUCCGUUGCCCCGCAGUAAGAACGUAGAUAACGAUGAGGAAGACGAGGAGGAGGAGGAGGAGGACGAAAAGUACAAAUCCAGAGCACCCAUCCAGGAGGACGAGAGGAGCAGUGACCAGAUGGUCGUGGGAAGUCUUUCCAGCGUGUCCACGUGGAGCCCCGUACAGGUUCUGAUGGAGCACGGUGGCUCAGACAUUCUGAUCCCCGUCAAUGCGACUGCCCCGCAGCCAGUCGACUCCGCGGAGGACUUUCCCCUUCCGCGCGUGUCAUCGGGGCCGGCGGAAGAUUCAGACACCGGCUCGUUACGGCCGCCUCUCAACCGUCACGACUUUGACAUUCGCCGUAUCGACGCGGCCGUGUAUUUCAGUACGGAUUCCGGUCCUUCGGCGCCGUCCGCCCCGCUCGAUGGAACGCUGCCAGACUCCAUGAGCGUCGCGGAGCUGCGACAGGCCAUUGUGGCCAUGAUGAGCAGGAAGGAUGAGCUGGAGGAACAAAACGGGUCUCUUCGUAGUCUGCUGGAUGGAGAAAUGGAGCAUUCGGCGGGUCUGAGGCAGGAGAUUGAGCUGCUUAAGAAAAGGCUGGCAGAAGCGGAAGAGAGACACGCGGCUAAGGUCCAGGCUCUUGCCAGGGAGAAUGAGGUCCUGAAGGUCCAGUUGAAGAAGUACGUGGGGGCGGUGCAGAUGCUGAAGAGAGAGGGGAACCAGGGCAAUGACGCUCUGUCAGUGUUGCCGUCGAGUGAAGAGCUCGCCCCGGCGCCUCAGAGUAAGUGCAUGGGCGACAUCGAGGAGUUGGCAUCCAGCUAUGAACGUAAACUGAUAGAGGUGGCCGAGAUGCACGGAGAGUUGAUCGAGUUUAACGAGCGCCUAUAUCGCACCCUCAUGGCCAAGGAUCACCUCAUCGUGCAGAUGAGACAGGAACUUAUUGAGCUGAGAGGACCGGUAGCAGGAGAUUUAAGUCAGACGUCGGAUGAUCCCAGCCUGUCCGAUUUUGAAACGGCCCAUCGUGCGCUCAUCAACGUUUGGAUACCGUCUGUGUUCCUUCAGGGCAGAGCUGCUAACGCCUACCACGUUUAUCAGGUUUACAUCCGCAUCCUGGACAAUGAGUGGAAUGUAUACAGACGCUACACUGAGUUUAGGGAGCUGCACAAUCGCCUGAGGUCCCAGUUUCCACAGGUGGACACGUUCAACUUCCCGCCAAAGAAAGCUAUCGGGAACAAGGAUGCCAAAUUUGUGGAAGAGAGGCGAAAGCAGCUGCAGUGUUACCUUCGUAUGGUGAUGAACAAAGUGAUCCAGACGCUGCCGGACUUCACCGCCCGUCCUACCAAGGAGACUCUACUGUCCUUGCUGCCUUUCUGUUUGGACGCUCCCCAGACCAACGACGGCGCCCCCAAGACACCUCGCUCCAAAAUGGCGUCACGUUUUCCGAGACUGGGGCGUGGCCACCACCAGGACGCCAGACCCGAACCCCAGAGUGGCGACCUCUAACCACUCAAGACUUUAUAUUUUUUGAUGCAAAGGAUGGGAGUGCACCUGUUGCCAUAAAGACUUUUAGGGCAUCUGACAGAACUGUACGGCCAGUGUCAAAAAAGAAGAUUAAAGAGUAUUUCUAGAUAUGGGAUAUCCAACUGAAGGAGAGAUAACAUCCAAGAGGCCGGACCGAAUCAUGUAGUGCCUCUCACCUCACUAACUGAGCUGCCACUCCACUAUGAGAUGCUGGCUGGCUUUUAUUUCUUACCCAGCUCAUUUUUCUAGUGUACGUGUGUGUAGUCACAGUGCCUAUCAUGUAUAUUACCGCUGUGUUGAUGGCUGUUAUUGAGCAAGCGAUUCUUUGUAGUGACUCUUAGUGUUGCACCGAUACUAGUAUCGGUGCUGAUGUGGCACUAAAAUGACGUCAUCGGUAUUGAGGUGUGUACUUUGAAAUAACGUACCGAUACUUCACAAUACGUACUCUUGAAGAUUUAGUUUCCAGCAGCGGUCGCCCUACCCAAGAUGGCCACCGGCUAUGCACACCACCGUUAAAAAAUGAGUGCUAGUCGCCCUUCUUAAAUGUCCAAUCCUGUGGCAUCCAAUCAUUCUUCUGCUGUGAAUUUAACUGAGUUUACCACUAGUAGACGUCCAAUCCAUUUGAAGAGGGAGGGAUGGCAGCGAAGGAACGAAUGUCAACGACACACAACAAGUUGAGCAGGGUCUGCAUUUAAGCUACGUUCAAGUGAGAAUGCUGACAUUUAGUAUUCUAAGAAAAAAAAAUAGUUUGUAUAUGUUUUCUUUUCAAAAACGUAUCGGUACAAUUUCGGUCGAUACCGUGCAAAAUCAGAAUUGAAAGCCAAAAAAUUUGUAUCGGUGCAACAUUUGUCACUGUGUUUGCUUUAUAUUGCCAUUACAUUUCAGCUAAUGAUGAUUUACAAUCAGGCAGAAUGUUGUAGGUUGUAAGGUUUGUUGUCGAAUCCUCCGCUUACUUGGCUUUUUUUUGGUUACUGUAAAUGAACGCUUGUCUGAACGCGUGCCCUGUGAUUGGCUGGCGACCGGUCUGGGGAGCACGCCGCCUCGAAACUCAGCUCACCUGUGGUGCAAAUUACGACAAGCGAUGAUUCACAAGUACUCGCCAGGUAAAGUAUUUAUGAUGGGCCCUCAUACAAUGGGGCAAAUAAGUAAUUAGUCAACCACCAAUUGUGAACAAAAGUUCUCCUACUUGAAAAGAUUAGAGAGGCCUGUAAUUGUCAACAUGGGUAAACCUGACAGAAAGUGGACAGAAUGUGGAAAAAUAAAACAGAAAAUCACAGUUUGAUUUUUAAAGAUUUUUUUUUCAAAUUAGAGUGGAAAAUAAGUAUUUGAUCACCUACAAACAAGCAAGAUUUCUGGCUGUCAAAGAGGUCUACUUCUUCUAACGAGGCUCCACUCGUUACCUGUAUUAAUGGCACCUGUUUUAACUCAUCGGUAUAAAAGACACCUGUCCACGACUUCAGUCAGUCACACUCCAAACUCCACUCUGGCCAAGACCAGAGAGCUGUCGAAGGACACCAGAGACAAAAUUGUAGACCUGCACCAGGCUGGGAAGACUGAGUCUGCAAUAGGUAAAACGCUUGGUGUAAAGAAAUCAACUGUGGGAGCAAUUAUUAGAAAAUGGAAGACAUACAAGACCACUGAUAAUUUCCUUCGAUCUGGGGCUUCAUGCAAGAUCUCACCCCAUGCCAUUAAAAUGAUAACAACAACGGUGAGCAAAAAUCCCAGAACCACACGGGGGGACCUAGUGAACAAAGGCUACUAUCAGUAACACAAUGCACCGCCAGGGACUUGAAAUCCUGCACUGCCAGAUGUGUCCCCCUGCUGAAGCCAGUACACGUCCAGGCCCGUCUGCAGUUCGCUAGAGAGCAUUUGGAUGAUCCAGAAGAGGACUGGGAGCAUGUCUCAUGGUCAGAUGAAACCAAAAUAGAACUUUUUGGUAGAAACACAGGUUCUCGUGUUUGGAGGAGAAAGAAUACUGAAUUGCAUCCGAAGAACACCAUACCCACUGUGAAGUACGAGGGUGGAAACAUCAUGCUUUUUCUGCAAAGAGACCAGGACGACUGAUCUGUGCAAAGGAAAGAAUGAAUGGGGCCAUGUAUCGAGAGAUUUUGAGUGAAAAUCUCCUUCCAUCAGCAAGGGCAUUGAAGAUGAGACGUGGCUAGGUCUUUUAGCAUGACAAUGAUUCCAAACACACAGCCAGGGCAACAAAGGAGUGGCUUCGUAAGAAGCAUUUCAAGGUCCUGGAGUGGCCUAGCCAGUCUCCAGAUCUCAACCCCAUAGAAAAUCUGUGGAGGGAGUUGAAAGUCCGUGUUGCCCAACGACAGCUCCAAAACAUCACUGCUCUAGAGGAGAUCUGCAUGGAGGAAUGGGCAAAAAUACCAGCAACACUGUGUGAAAAGCUUGUGAAGAGUUACAGAAAAUGUUUGGUCUCCGCUAUUGCCAACAAAGGGUACAUAACGAGGUACUGAGAUGAACUUUUGGUAUUGACCAAAUACUUAUUUUCCUCCGUGAGUUGCAAAUAUUUUUUUUUAAAAAAUCAAACAAUGUGAUUUUCUGUUUCCCCCCCCCCCCCACAUUCUGUCUCUCAUGGUUGAGGUUUUACUCAUGUUGACAAUUCCAGGCCUCUCUAAUAUUUUCAAGUGGGAGAACUUGCACAAUUAGUGGUUGACUAAAUACUUAUUUGCCCCAUUGUACUUCAUAAUGUCCAAGUGUAAAUCAUUUCAGAUCCAAAAUGUCUUCAUUUCCAUGGAUUAGGGUUCUACACCAGGGGUCCCCAUCCGCCGGGCCGCGGACCGGUAUCGGUCCAUAGCGCAUCUGCUACUGGGCCGCACAGAAAUAUUAAUUUAUUAACGACCGCAUUCUGGCCAAAUUAACUUUGGCCUUUGCCCCUGCUUGGCACACCAAUAUUCCUGUUUACUUUUGAUGUAAUACUACAGGAUAGAUUAGAAUGUUGUCGUAGAAAUCCAUUAAAUGGGUUGCUAGCAGUACAUCUUAUUUUGUGUAUAUAAUAUAUCUAUGUGCGCUUGUCCUCGAUACUAGCAUAUGGCUAGGCCUAGGGCGCAGCACAUUUGUUCCCGGAAAUAAUAAGCCCCCACCCAAGCGAAGAUGAGUGGAAAACUGAUGUCUUUCAAGAGAUUUUUUACGGCGAAAAGGGCACCUGACGAGCCAGAAGAUGAGCCUACAACCUCAAAGACCCACGAACUACAAAGGAGUGGAUUCGUGACGCAUUUGUGAAUAAACCGAGUGAUUCGAGUAUGUCUGUGUAACAGGAGAGUCCGCUUGUAGAGAUCACAAUUGACGGUGACCUUAAACAAGCAUUUGAAACAACUCUACCGAGGUUCUAGAUUAAAGUCAUUACGGAAUAUCCUGACAUCGCUACGAGAGCACUGAAAACCUUGCUACAAUUUCCAACAUCGUAUCUUUGUGAAGUGGGCUUCUUAAUUAAUGCUUAACGACAUGGUGAAUUCGUUAACGGUGAGAGUGCGGUGUGCAGUUGUUGUGUGUAGCUAACAUGGCAGGAUGUGUCUGAGGAGAGCUUUUCCACAUGUCCGUCCAUGAUCAAACGUAAGUUAAUAUUCCUUUCUUUAAAGAACGUUUGUAGUGUUUACUUUUGAAUCGCUGCAUUCGCGGCUAUUUUUAACGUUACACGCAUGCGCAGAACCGCAUAGUUGCAAUUUUUGAUGGGUUGCAAAAUUUGUCAGACGCCGGUCCGUGAAAAAAAGACCCAAAUCACAGCGGUCCGUGGUGCAAAAAAGGUUGGGGACCCCUGUUCUACACCAAUGAUUUAACAAUCAAUGAUUUUAUACAUGCCGUCAGACCCAAGAAUAGUUGCGAGUUUUCACCAAUACUUCCUUGUUUUAAGAUUUCGACUGUUUUUUCUUGGCAGGAUUGAGCAAAGUGGUGCAUUGCAAAUGAAUGUCAUAACGAAGACUAAACACUUGAAGUGAAGCAGAGCUGCUCGUUAGUAGGAGAGGAGAGGAGAGCGACCCAACCAGUGUGUAUAAUAGGAACUCAUACAUAUGUAGAGCUCUCCCAAAACAAGUACCAGACUAUGAAUUCCUGUGGACGGAUUGUGUUCUGGAAAUCCAUCUCAGAAAACUUGUACUGUAUUUACAGUCUGAGUGGAGGUCAACCAACAAUACUAGCUUUUUGAACGCAGUCUCACUUGUUGUUUUAGGGGGCAUGCGUUCACCAAGCUGCUCAAUAAAGACAAAUCCUAAUGGAAUACAAACUGAUUGCUUUUUGCAACUUGUUCAUCUACUACACCGCCAUAAAAAAAAAAAUUUAAAAAAA